This is a messenger RNA of Aspergillus mulundensis, 1230 nucleotides long. RefSeq names its product aromatic ring-hydroxylating oxygenase subunit alpha. The transcript has a single exon. Gene Ontology annotation, molecular function: iron ion binding; 2 iron, 2 sulfur cluster binding. Lineage: Eukaryota; Fungi; Ascomycota; Eurotiomycetes; Eurotiales; Aspergillaceae. The record is from RefSeq and is a predicted model, not a curated record. Bases 1 to 1230 code for a protein of 409 amino acids.
AUGUGGCGAUUAUUCGGCUACUCCGCCGAAAAAGAACAACCCCCUCGAAGCCUCCCAGCGUCAUGGUACCGCUCCGAAGCGAUGUACCAGCUCGAGCGCCGAGCCAUCUUCUCCAAACGCUGGAUGCUGUUGACACACUCCAACCGAUUCACGAAAGCAGGCGAUUACCUCUCCUUCACGAUCGCCGACUUUUCUUUCUUCCUCGUCCGUGACCGCGACGGCAAUAUCAACGGCUUCCACAACAUCUGCCGCCACCGCGCAUACCCUGUCGUACAAGCCCGCGAGGGAACAGCAUCAAUACUGACAUGUCGAUAUCACGGCUGGUCCUACGGUCUAAAGGGAAACCUCGCCAAAGCGCCCCGCUUUGAAACAGUGCCGGACUUCGAUAAAUCCUCCAACAGCCUCCUCCCCAUACACAAUCACGUCGACGCCGUCGGUUUCGUCUGGGUAAACCUGCAGUCCGGUUCACCAGAUAUAAAAUGGCGCGACGAGUUCGGCACCGUCGACACAGAAGACCGGAUGCGGAAAUUCGACUUUGCCGCCGACUACACCUUUGAUCAUUCUUGGGAAAUGGACGUCGAUUCGAAUUGGAAACUGCAGAUUGAGAACUAUAACGAGUGCUACCACUGCGCGACAUCGCACCCUCUGAUUUCCGGCGUCACCGACCUGCCUAAAUAUCGCGUCGAACCGAAUAGUAACGCGCGGUAUAUGGAGCACCACAUCGUGAACAAGGGCAGCAUAGACACGCAGUUCCAGCGCGCAAUCACGUUUUUCUUCCCCGGGACGAGUGUCACCGUGACCAACAAGUUCUUCUACAUCCAGCGCAUGAUCCCUGUGACGGCGACGACGUCAAAGAUCGAGAAUGAGGUGUUUCGGCAUAGAGAGGCCAGCGACGAGGAGUUUGACACAAUCAUGAAGUUUUAUCGGCAGGUGCUUGAUGAGGAUCGGGAGCUUUGUGAGGGGGUUCAGAGGAGUCUCAGAACGGGGGUCUUUCUUAAUGGGGAAUUGCAUCCGGAGAAGGAGAAAGGCCCGAUAAAGUUCCAGGAGAGCUUGAAGAGUAUGCUUGUGGAGCAUCAGAAGGCUGAGGAGAAGGCUGGAGGGGAGAUCUGGCCGGCUGCGCCGAAGGGAGCUGGAGGUGGGAAGGUAGGCGAGGAGGUCAGGUUCUGUGAGAAGUUGGAUAGGGCGGCUUGUCCUGGGGUUGGGCCUGGUGCGAAGGACCUUGCGUGGUAG